Messenger RNA from Theobroma umbraticum, 1848 nucleotides. RefSeq names its product proteinaceous RNase P 1, chloroplastic/mitochondrial-like. Gene Ontology annotation, biological process: tRNA 5'-leader removal. Lineage: Eukaryota; Viridiplantae; Streptophyta; Magnoliopsida; Malvales; Malvaceae. The record is from RefSeq and is a predicted model, not a curated record. Gene Ontology annotation, molecular function: protein binding; ribonuclease P activity.
UAUGAAAUUUGGGUAAGUGACGAUGUCAAGAAGUAUGCACUCCUCAAGGGAUUUGAGAUCUAUGAAAAGAUGUGUUUGGAUAAUGUCCCAAUGAACGAAGCAGCCUUGACAGCUGUGGCAAGAAUGGCAAUGUCAAUGGGUAAUGGUGACAUGGCAUUUGAUAUGGUAAAGAAAAUGAAGCAAUUGGGUAUAAAUCCUAGAUUGCGUUCUUAUGGUCCUGCUCUAUCUGUUUUCUGCAAUACUGGAGAUGUUGACAAAGCAUUUGAUGUUGAGAAACACAUGUUGGAGCAUGGUAUUCAUCCAGAAGAGCCUGAACUGGAGGCACUCUUAAGAGUAAGUGUAGAAGCUGGAAAAGGUGACAACGUGUAUUACUUAUUGCACAAACUAAGAACGAGUGUGAGAAAAGUGUCAUCUUCUACUGCAGACAUAAUCGUCAAAUGGUUUGAGAGCAAGGCAGCCUCAAGAUUGGGGAAACAAACCAUGGAUCAGAGAUUUAUAAAGGAAGCAAUUGAAAAUGGAGGAGGAGGCUGGCAUGGGCAGGGCUGGUUGGGUAAAGGUAGAUGGAAUAUAUCAUGUACAGCUGUUGGAGCUGAUGCAUUAUGUAAAUGUUGUGGGGAAAAGUUGGCUUUAAUAGAUCUUGAUCCUGUAGAAACAGAGAAGUUUGCUGAAUCAGUUGCAUCCAUAGCUAUAAAGAGAGAGAAGCAUUUCAGUUUUCAAAAAUUUCAAAAAUGGCUAGACUACUAUGGGCCGUUUGAAGCUGUGGUAGAUGCAGCUAAUGUUGGUCUUUUCAGCCAGAGACGAUUCAUGCCAUCAAAGGUCAAUGCUGUUGUUAACGGAAUACGCCAGAAACUUCCAUCAAAAAAAUGGCCGCUCAUUGUUUUGCAUAACAAGCGGAUCACUGGACAGAAGAUGGAGGAGCCAGUAAAUAAAGCAUUAAUUGAAAAGUGGCAAAAUGCAGAUGCGUUAUAUGCAACACCUACUGGAUCCAAUGAUGACUGGUACUGGCUGUAUGCAGCUAUCAAGUUCAAGUGCUUAAUUGUGACCAACGAUGAGAUGAGAGACCAUACAUUUCAACUUUUGGGAAAUGACUUCUUUCCAAAAUGGAAGGAAAGGCAUCAAGUGCAUUUCAGUUUUUCAAAUGCCGGUCCAGUGUUUAACAUGCCUCCUCCCUGUUCUAUUGUAAUUCAGGAAUCAGAGAAAGGCCAUUGGCAUAUUCCCAUUGCAUCUGAACUUGAUUAUGAUGCUGAAAGAACAUGGUUAUGCAUUACACGAGCUAAGUCACAUGUGGUGAAGGAAGAUUCUUCAACCAUACCUGAAGAUUUGCAGCCUCUUGACCGCAAUAAGGAAUGUGCGAGGCCAACUAUUCAAAUUGCAGUUAAUACAAACUCUCUGUCACCAAAAGAUGGUAAUUAUGAUAAACCACAAAAGCCUACUGAGGAAAUAUACAAAAAUAUCAGAGACAUUUUGUCGGCUCCAGUCCCCUCAGAUCAAUGCACGGUUCUACAAGAAAUAGAGGCUGCAGAGAUGCUUGGUAACUGUGUUAUUGAUUUUCAAAUAUGAAGCAAGUGGCUGUCUUGUAAAGUUGCAGAAAUAUAAAAUGAACUCCCCGUUGGAAUCCCUUUGUAUAGUUUUGAGGCCCCUUUGUAUGUCGAUGCUCGGUGUACUUUAGUGAUGUUUUUUGCUCAUCAUAGAGUUACCAUUUUGUCAUUAGAGGGUAUUUCUUUCUGGAGAGAAUGGAGGAGUGGAUUGUGGAAGGUAGAAGGUUGCGGUUCUUCAUAUGCAGGUGAAAUUUUGUACAUUGUGGAAAUCCAUUAUUGUGAAGCAAAUCAGUUCAUCCAUUUUUCUGCA